UUCACGUACCAACUACUAUAUUUAAAUAUACUGUAUAAGAUGACGAGUCUUCUCCGCGGUUUUAUUUUGAGUGUCGUGAUUAGCUUACUACAGUCUCAGAGGCAACUACCGUUAAAUUGGUAUCACAGACUUUAUGGUAACAAUGGAUUAAAAUUGACCAAUAUAAUCGACCUGUUAAAUAAUAAAAAAAUGGAUUUUUUGAAGCAAAGUCAACGUUUUCGAAGUCAAGAAAUGUCGGAUAUGACACCACAAUACAAUGAAACAUUCGAUUUCAUAGUAAUUGGUGCUGGUACGGCCGGCGCUACAAUAGCGACAAGGCUAAGCGAAAUUCCUGAAAUCAAAAUAUUAUUGAUUGAAGCUGGCUUCCACGAAAGCUUUAUCAUGGGCAUGCCUAGUAUAAUACCCAUGCUAUCUUCGAACAGUGAUAUCAAUUGGAACUACACAACUAAGUCAUCUGACAAAUACUGUCUUGGUAUGAAAGAUAACAGUUGCACUUUGCCGGCGGGAAAAAUAAUCGGCGGCACUAGCGUGCUAAAUUAUAUGCUAGCCACUAGAGGCAAUGCUGAAGACUAUGAUCGUUGGGCUGAAAUGGGGAAUAAAGGUUGGGCAUACAAGGAUAUUCUUGAGUACUUUAAAAAGCUGGAAACAACGAAUUUGAAGUCGGAUAUUGCCUAUCAUAAUACUAACGGACCAGUACAUAUCAAUUAUUUGCCACCUACCCCGUUGGCACAGGCUUUUGUAACAGCUGGCAAGGAACUAGGAUAUUCAUCAGUAGAUUUCAACGGAAAAGAUCAAAUAGGAUUCUCAUAUCUGCAGUACACAAUGAAGGACGGUACUCGUAUGAGUAGCAAUAGGGCGUACUUGCAUCCCAUACGCAAUCGCAAGAAUCUUCAUGUAACUUAUCAAAGCACAGUGGCAAAAGUGCUGAUCGAUUCUAACACAAAGCGUUCAGUCGGCGUGGAGUUUACUAAAAAUGGUCAAAUUAUCCGUGUAUUUGCGAGUAAAGAGGUUAUUCUGUCUGCAGGUGCAAUCAAGUCGCCUCAGUUGUUGAUGUUAUCAGGUAUUGGACCAGAAAAACAUCUUACCGAACUCGGGAUAAACGUCAUUCAAAAUGCGCCAGUCGGUAAAAACCUCAUGGAUCAUGCAGCCUUCUUAGGAUUGACAUGGAAAUCAAAUUCAAUGAAUUCACAAUUCAAUUCUAUUAAACCACACAUAACGAAUUCUCUUACAAAGUGGAGAAAACCGUUAACAAGUAGAGUCGAAGCCGUUGGUUUUAUCAAUACAGAACAACCAGAAAAGCGUAACGGUUUACCGAACAUCGAAUUAUUAUUUGCUAGUGGUCCAAUAAUAGAAGAUCUAAUUCUUUCAAGAAUAUUAAAUCUUAAAAACUCAUUACGUCAACAAUGGAAACAUAGUGACGGGCAUGACUGGUUCGUUGGACCAAUAUUAUUAAAACCAAAAAGUCGUGGUCGCAUAACGUUAUUAGCUAAUGACAUUAAUGUCAAGCCAGAUAUCGUACUAAAUUAUUUCGAUAAUCCUGAUGAUGUCAAAACUAUGCUCGCGGGUAUUAGAGCUGCAUUAAGUAUUGGUUAUACAAAGACGAUGAAGACAUUCAAUUCUAAAUUGUCAAAUAUUACUUAUACUGAAUGUAAUGACUACGAAUAUGACUCUGAUGCUUAUUGGAAAUGUGCGAUGAGGAUAAUGACUUCCACGGUGUUCCAUUAUUCAGGAACUUGUAAAAUGGGAGCAAAAGGAGAUCCAACUGCUGUCGUCGAUCCUGAAUUAAAGGUGAUUGGUAUUCAAGGGUUACGAGUGGCAGAUGCAUCCAUCAUGCCUGAAAUUGUAUCGGCACAUCCAAAUAUACCUAUUUAUAUGAUCGCUGAAAAAGCUGCGGAUACGAUCAAAGAAAAAUGGGGAUAUUUGAAGAAAUCGAACUAGAUAUUUCUUGCGAAGUCAUUGCACGUUAUUUAAGCUAUGUCCUACCAAUGUAAACUUAAUUUUAAUU
This is a messenger RNA of Cyphomyrmex costatus, 2005 nucleotides long. Its product is annotated as glucose dehydrogenase [FAD, quinone]-like. The record is from RefSeq and is a predicted model, not a curated record. NCBI's taxonomy places the organism in Eukaryota, Metazoa, Arthropoda, Insecta, Hymenoptera, Formicidae. The transcript has 2 exons. The annotation marks the transcript as partial. Gene Ontology annotation, molecular function: oxidoreductase activity, acting on CH-OH group of donors; flavin adenine dinucleotide binding.